AUACUUUACAGUGUACUCAGUGUAGAUUAAUUAUUAUUUAUUAUUAAAAUCGUAUUCUUGUCUAUGAUCGUUUUUUAUAAUAAAUUUUGAGUAUUUCGACUAAUGUUUAAAAAAAAACAGGGUCGUGGAACACUACUACACUAGUACAUCCUACGACCUACAUUGAUCUCGCGAGCGUCGAGCAUAAUAUAAUAAUUAUGUAUAGAUAUAAAUUGACCUUACGUCUUGUAUUUAUAUGACGUCCACGGUCGCCACUCGCCGGUCAAUGUCGAACCAAAAUAAUAAAAUAUUAGUGUUUACCAAUUUCUCCGCCUUUCCAUGUAUUCUACGUCGCCCGGAAUCCCUCCUUCUAAUACUCGAAGUAUUUACGUAUUUUUUUUUUCUUGCUCGAGUGAUCCUUACAUUCUCACAACACUGUUCAAAACUUCAAACACUUCGUCAACGAUGAAACUGUUUUUAACUGGUGCGUCGGGCCUAUUGGGAAGGUCUAUAUACGAACGCUUUUUGAACGAACCGGAUUGGACUGUAUGUGGAAUCUCGUUCAAAAGGACGAAUCCAGGAUUGACAAAAUUGGACUUGCUCAAUAAAGACGCAGUUACUAAUCUUCUUAAUACAGUUUGCCCUGACAUUAUUGUUCACUGUGCUGCUGAACGGUUUCCAGAUAAAGUAGAAAGUGAUCCUCAGGCUGCUUAUGAUCUAAAUGUUGGAGUAUCAGCUCAUUUAGCUGACAUAGCAAAUCACCUCAAUGUGCCAUUGUUGUAUAUCAGCACAGAUUAUGUGUUUAAUGGAGAUGAAAGUCCUUAUAAAGAAACUGAUGAACCUUCGCCCAUAAAUGAAUAUGGAAGAUUGAAAUUGCUUGGUGAAAAGGCAGUACUUGCUGCUAAUCGAAAUAAUAUCAUUCUCCGUAUUCCUGUACUAUAUGGACCAGUUGAAAGUUUAGAAGAAAGUGCAAUUACUUAUUUGUUAAUUGGAUUAAAAAAGUGUCAAAACAAUAAUGAAUUAUUUAAAGUCUCUAAUUAUGAACUUCGUAAUCCAGCAAGUGUUCAUGAUAUAGCGCACAUUGUAUUUCAUUUAGUGGCAAAAAAAAUUGGAUCUACUAAUAAUAUCAGUGGUAUUUAUCACUGGUGUGGAAAAGAAACAUAUACAAAGUAUGAUAUGGUGGCCAAGAUGGCUAAGAUUUUUGACAUGAGUAUGAACCAAGUAGUUCCAGUAAAUGGACAAGGUGGAGUAAAACGACCAUUUAAUACUUUAUUAGAUGUUUCACGCAUAAAUCAAUUAGGAAUUGGAACACAUACUAACUUUGAAGAUGGAAUAAAAUCUGUAUUAGCCAAUUGGGUUGUUAAGUAGUCGUUUUUUCAAUAAAACAAAUGUCAUACAAUUUGUUCAUAUUAUAAUAAAAUACACUUAAUAUAAACUGUUUAAUUUGUCA
This is a messenger RNA of Diuraphis noxia (Russian wheat aphid), 1429 nucleotides long. RefSeq names its product methionine adenosyltransferase 2 subunit beta-like. Gene Ontology annotation, cellular component: methionine adenosyltransferase complex. NCBI's taxonomy places the organism in Eukaryota, Metazoa, Arthropoda, Insecta, Hemiptera, Aphididae. The record is from RefSeq and is a predicted model, not a curated record. Gene Ontology annotation, biological process: S-adenosylmethionine biosynthetic process. Gene Ontology annotation, molecular function: methionine adenosyltransferase regulator activity.